Molecule: messenger RNA, 1242 nt
Organism: Durotheca rogersii
Lineage: Eukaryota; Fungi; Ascomycota; Sordariomycetes; Xylariales; Xylariaceae
Product: anthranilate phosphoribosyltransferase
Exons: 2
Coding region: 1-1242 (413 amino acids)
Biological process (GO): L-tryptophan biosynthetic process
Cellular component (GO): cytosol
Molecular function (GO): anthranilate phosphoribosyltransferase activity
Source: RefSeq, a predicted model, not a curated record
AUGGCCGACAGCGACGGUCAGGGCGCCGCGCUUGUUGACAUCCGCCCGCUCCUGCAGCGCCUAUGGCCCGACCCGGCGAAGGAGAAGGUCACCGCGAAGGAGAUCUCUGAAGCACUCGCCCACAUCUUCACCAACCGCCUCAGCCCCGUCCAGACCGGCUCGCUGCUGACUGCCCUGCACUUCACGGGCUGGGACCGCCGCGCUGAUGUCCUCGCCGAAGCCUCGGCUGCCAUGCGCCACCACGCCGCCAAGAUCGACAUCGCCAGCCUCGAAGCCGCCAUCGCCAAGCGAAGGAGACCCGAGGGCAAGUACAACGGCGGGCUAUGUGACAUUGUGGGUACGGGCGGCGACUCCCACAACACGUUCAAUAUCUCGACGACGUCGUCGAUCGUCGCGUCGCCGCUGCUGCUGCUCGCGAAGCACGGCAACCGGGCGUCGACGUCCAAGUCGGGCUCGGCGGACCUGCUCAUGAGCAUGGAGCCGGUGCCGGCGCGGCUCGAGCGCAUCACGCCGGCCACGAUCGCCUCCGUCUACGCGCGGACCAACUACGCCUUCCUCUUCGCGCCCGUCUUCCACCCGGGCAUGCGGCACGUCGCCGCCAUCCGGCGCGAGCUCGGCUGGCGCACCAUCUUCAACCUGCUCGGCCCGCUCAGCAACCCGCUCGGCGACGUCGUCGAGGCCCGCAUGCUCGGCGUCGCGCGCGACGACCUCGGCCCCAUCUUCGCCGAGGCCCUGCGGCUCGCCGGCGCCCGCAAGGGCCUCGUCGUCUGCGGCGCCGAGCAGCUUGACGAGGUCUCGUGCGCCGGCCCGACGCUGUGCUGGCAGCUCGUCGAGCGCGAGGGCGGCGCCGGCGCCGGCGUCGCCGUCGAGCACUUCACCCUCACCCCCGCCGACUUCGGCCUCGGCACCCACCCGCUGCACACCGUCGCGCCGGGCCGCGAGCCGCGCGAAAACGCGGCCAUCCUGCGCCGCCUGCUGCGCGGCGAGCUCGCCCCCAACGACCCCAUCCUCGAGUUCGUGCUGAUCAACACGGCGGCCUUCCUGGUCGCCGCCGGCGUGUGCGACGCCGACGCGAGCGCCAUGGGGCCCGGCGACGACGGCCGCGUCGUCCCCGAGCGCGGCCCCGGCGGCGGCCGCUGGAAGGAGGGCGUGCGCCGCGCGCGCUGGGCCAUAGACAGCGGCGCCGCCUGGCGCCAGUGGGAGGCCUUCGCGCUCGCCACCGACGGCCUGCCCGCGGAGUAG